UGCGUAGCCUUCGUUUCUUAAAAUGUUUGGAUUCGUCGAUCAGUACGAGGCCGGCGAUCACGGGUUUCUCCCUUUUUUUCAAAUUCUUAUUACGCGUGGCCCUCUCGAUCCGAUCGGCGUCCGCGUCGGUGCUCUUGAGCGCUGCGCGCGAUGUAUCGAGAAGAUUCGGUGGGAAUGUUUCCAAGGGCGGAGGUCGGAUGUGAUUGUUUUCGGGGGAGAAGAGGGGAGGCAAGAAAAGAUAGCAAGGGCCGGAGGUUAUGGGAGAAGGUCAAAUACCAGCUCGUCGAAUACCAUUCCCUCCCCAGCUAUCUCAAGGAUAAUGAAUACAUCAUUGGUUAUUACCGCUCCGAAUGGCCUCUCAAGCAGACUUUUUUCAGUAUAUUCACCAUCCACAACGAGACCCUAAACGUCUGGACGCACUUGAUUGGAUUCUUUCUCUUCCUUGUCCUCACCAUAUAUACAGCAAUGAAGGUUCCGAAGGUGGUAGAUAUAAAUUCACUGCAACAAUUACCCGAGGUGCUGAAAAGAGCUGAUCUGCACAAGCUUCCGUCAGAUCUAGUUGCUUGCCUGCCAGCCCUACCUCAGUUGUCUCAUUUGCAGAAGCUAAAAGAUGAGUUGAGGUCCACAUUGCCUAAGAUGGAUUCACUUUCUUCUCUACCCCGCUGGCAUCUCUUGGAACUUAUUUCAAACUGCUUUCCUCCGCGAUUAUCCCAUGAUAACCAAACCCAGCGUAGCAUGUUAAAUCAGAUGGUGAACAACCUGAUUGCACCACUAUUUGUACACCAAAUUGCCCGGUGGCCAUUCUUUGCAUUCCUAGGUGGGGCAAUGUUCUGUCUUCUUGCAAGCAGUGUGUGCCAUCUUCUUUUUUGUCACUCCCGACGUGUUGCGUACAUUAUGCUCCGUCUGGAUUAUGCUGGUAUUGCAGCUCUUAUUUGCACAUCCUUCUAUCCUCCUGUGUACUACUCCUUCAUGUGUGAUCCCUUUUUCUGCAACCUAUACCUUGGCCUCAUCACCCUUCUCGGGUGCGCGACAAUGGUUGUUUCCCUGCUUCCAGUCUUUCAAAAUCCUGAAUACCGAUCAAUAAGGGCAGGGCUCUUCUUUGUCAUGGGCAUGUCUGGAGUUGUGCCAGUGCUGCAUAAAUUGAUUGCAUUCAGGCACCAUCCUGAGGCAGUGUAUACUACACAGUACGAAGUUUUGAUGGGAAUUCUCUAUGGACUAGGGGCACUGCUCUAUGCUACUAGAAUACCUGAACGAUGGAUGCCAGGCAAAUUUGACAUUGCCGGCCAUAGUCACCAGCUCUUCCAUGUCUUGGUUGUUGCGGGUGCUUUAACUCACUAUAAAGCAGGGCUUGUUUACCUCAGGUGGAGGGAUCUACAAGGAUGCGCUAAAUAGAGCUUCCCUCCAUUACGACUUUACUUGUGAAGCACUGAAUGAUAGACAUGGAUUCAAACUAAAUUAGUGAUAGAUCAAAAACUUUAUAUAUCAAGCUCUUUAUUAAUUAGAAGGUCAAAUUACCAAGUUAAUUUUCGUUUGUAUCCAAAACAGUUAUUCUACAGGAAUUUCUGAAUGUUUCAUGCCUUGCCAUGAUUGUUGGGACCAUUGUCUCAGCCUUACGCUUUAUAAUAUAUUCCGCAUGCUUCUGAUUUGCAUCGCAUCA
Molecule: messenger RNA, 1657 nt
Organism: Phalaenopsis equestris
Lineage: Eukaryota; Viridiplantae; Streptophyta; Magnoliopsida; Asparagales; Orchidaceae
Product: heptahelical transmembrane protein 4-like
Exons: 3
Coding region: 151-1392 (413 amino acids)
Cellular component (GO): membrane
Molecular function (GO): signaling receptor activity
Source: RefSeq, a predicted model, not a curated record